Molecule: messenger RNA, 1039 nt
Organism: Jatropha curcas
Lineage: Eukaryota; Viridiplantae; Streptophyta; Magnoliopsida; Malpighiales; Euphorbiaceae
Product: D-Tyr-tRNA(Tyr) deacylase family protein
Biological process (GO): tRNA metabolic process
Cellular component (GO): cytoplasm
Molecular function (GO): D-tyrosyl-tRNA(Tyr) deacylase activity
Source: RefSeq, a predicted model, not a curated record
GUUCAGUUAUUGGAAAAGACUUUUUUAAGCUUUUUCUCACAGGUCGUCCAAAUGAACUGCUACUACCUCUCCACUGUUCCGCACUUAACAACUUUACGCUCCAUUAACAGCCACGCCACCAGCAGAAGCUUUGUCACUAAAAGAACAGGGCUUCAAAUCAGAGCCAUGAGAGCCGUCGUCCAGCGAGUUGCCUCUGCUAGCGUCGAGGUCGACGGCCGUGUCAUAUCGGAGAUAGGACCGGGCCUUCUCGUCCUUGUUGGCCUUCACGAGUCCGACACCGAGUCAGAUGCUGAUUACAUAUGCCGUAAAGUAUUGAAUAUGAGAUUGUUCCCAAAUGAAAAUACAGGCAGGGGAUGGGACCAGAAUGUUAUGCAGAGAAAUUAUGGAGUUUUAUUGGUCAGUCAGUUUACAUUGUAUGGGAUCUUGAAGGGAAAUAAGCCAGAUUUCCAUGUAGCAAUGCCGCCGCAGAAAGCAAAACCUUUCUAUGAUACACUAGUUGAAAAAUUUAGGAAUUCUUACAGGCCAGAUGCAAUAAAAGAUGGUGUGUUUGGUGCAAUGAUGAAGGUUAAUCUAGUUAAUGAUGGACCAGUGACAAUGCAGCUUGACUCAUCACAAACAUCUAAGAAUACAAGCGAGGCAGGAGAAGAACCAAAAAUUGGUUAGGUGGCAUGUUCAUUGAAUCCACAGGACUACAUUUUCAGAACUUUUGAGGUCCAUGGCGGGAUGCCAUUGACAGGCAAUGAUUCCAUUUGAAGCUCUCUAUUUUGCAAGCAUUUCAAUUGCAACAAAGUAAGAUCUUGAUGCCAAUUCUGUCAACUGAAAAUACAGCAUUGUAAACCUUUUCUAAAACCCUUAUCCUAUGCCUUCAUUUCAUUACAAAAAAAUUAAUUAGAGAAAGGCUUCUGUCAUUUUAGGGCUACAAUUCCAUUCCACAGAAGCAAGAUCAAGUGUUUUAAUUACAUUGCAAUCUUGUGAUUCAUAAUUGAAGUAUAAACAAGAUCUAGUCUAUCUAAUGCCAUUUGAAAAUGGUAGUUCGAAC